CCCGAGCCCGAAUCCCCGCACUCGGUGUCACGACGGGAGGAGACUCAGGCCGCGCUCCUGCCUCACCCCCACCCCACCCCUCUCCGACUCCUCGUGGAGCUCUGAGCCCCCUUUCCAGCGCCCCCAGCCGCGGGGCCGUUCGCCCUGACUCUCAGCAAACUUUUCCGCCCUGGGCUCGGGAUCCUGGACUCUGGGGCCUCGCCGCCCGCCCCUUUCCCGGGUUCCAUCCCGAGCCUCUGGACCAAGAGCGAGCAGCCGCCCACCUCCCCGCGUCCCUCCCUCUCUCUCUCUCUCUCCAGCCUUUUUUGGGGAGGGGCUUUUCACGCUGCGGAGAGUUCCCGAGGGUCACCCGCGCUCCGCUCGCCUUGCUGUUUCGUCUUCACCUGGAUAUAAUUUCCGAGCGAAGCUGCCCCCAGGAUGACCACACUGGCCGGCGCUGUGCCCAGGAUGAUGCGGCCCGGGCCGGGGCAGAACUACCCGCGCAGCGGGUUCCCGCUGGAAGUGUCCACCCCGCUGGGCCAGGGACGAGUCAACCAGCUCGGUGGUGUAUUUAUCAACGGCAGGCCGCUGCCCAACCACAUCCGCCACAAAAUCGUGGAGAUGGCCCACCACGGCAUCCGGCCCUGCGUCAUCUCGCGCCAGCUGCGCGUGUCCCACGGCUGCGUCUCGAAGAUCCUGUGCAGGUACCAGGAGACCGGCUCCAUCCGUCCGGGCGCCAUCGGUGGCAGCAAGCCCAAGCAGGUGACAACGCCUGACGUGGAGAAGAAAAUCGAGGAAUACAAAAGAGAGAACCCGGGCAUGUUCAGCUGGGAAAUCCGAGACAAACUGCUCAAAGACGCGGUCUGUGAUCGGAACACCGUGCCCUCAGUGAGUUCCAUCAGCCGCAUCCUGCGGAGUAAAUUCGGGAAAGGCGAAGAGGAGGAGGCCGACCUAGAGAGGAAGGAGGCAGAGGAAAGCGAGAAGAAGGCCAAACACAGCAUCGACGGCAUCCUGAGCGAGCGAGCCUCAGCACCUCAAUCAGAUGAAGGAUCUGACAUUGACUCUGAACCAGACUUACCACUAAAGAGGAAACAGCGCAGGAGCCGAACCACCUUCACGGCAGAACAGCUUGAAGAACUGGAGCGUGCUUUCGAGAGAACCCACUACCCUGAUAUUUAUACCAGGGAGGAGCUGGCUCAGAGGGCAAAGCUUACUGAGGCCCGAGUACAGGUCUGGUUUAGCAACCGUCGUGCAAGAUGGAGGAAGCAAGCUGGGGCCAAUCAACUGAUGGCUUUCAACCAUCUCAUUCCGGGGGGAUUCCCUCCCACUGCCAUGCCGACUCUGCCAACAUACCAGCUGUCAGAGACCUCUUACCAGCCCACGUCUAUUCCACAAGCUGUGUCGGAUCCCAGCAGCACCGUUCAUAGACCUCAGCCACUUCCUCCGAGCACUGUACACCAAAGCACUAUUCCUUCGAACCCGGACAGCAGCUCUGCCUACUGCCUCCCAAGCACCAGGCAUGGAUUUUCCAGCUAUACAGACAGCUUUGUGCCUCCGUCGGGGCCCUCCAACCCCAUGAACCCCGCCAUUGGCAAUGGCCUUUCACCUCAGGUAAUGGGACUUCUGACCAACCACGGUGGGGUACCUCAUCAACCUCAGACGGAUUACGCCCUCUCCCCUCUCACUGGGGGCCUGGAACCUACCACCACGGUGUCAGCCAGCUGCAGUCAGAGACUUGACCACAUGAAGAGCUUGGACAGUCUGCCAACAUCUCAGUCUUAUUGUCCACCCACCUAUAGCACCACGGGCUACAGUAUGGACCCCGUCACAGGCUACCAAUACGGGCAGUAUGGACAAAGUGCCUUUCAUUAUCUCAAGCCAGAUAUUGCAUAAGUGAACUGUCCACUUGGAGCGAAAACUGGCCCUGUUUCUGGUCUCCACAGCUUAGACAUGAAGAAUCUCAGAAAAAAAAAAUCAACCCUUUGGGGAGAGGGCAGUCCCAACAGGAGACAAAGAAGAGUGACCGAUUUUCUUUCUCCAGUAGUUGGUUUCGAGUUCUCUCAAACGUGUUGGACAAAAGCAAUGGAGAAGAGGAAGAGGUGGAGCAAUAAAAGACAAAUGCAACAUUUUAUUGCAAUGGCUAUGUGUCAAAAUAUCCCAACUCUUUAGUGCUGAUGAUCAAGGAGCUAAACAUUCCAUUUGCAUGCACCCACACAUGUAUGUGCGUGCGUGCGUGUGUGUGUGUGUGUGUGUCUGAGAUUUACCUUGACUUUUAAACUGUAGAAGGACAACACCCUCUCACAUGUUUGAUGUCCAAGCCUGAUGCUUCUACAACUUCAAAACUGCUCCCUAAUGAAGCAAGAAUGGAGGACUCCUUAACUUGUACACACUGGAAAUUGAUAUAAAAAUAAAUGGCACCAUUUUUAGGAAGCUAGAUUAGAUAUAAAGGACCUCCUAAAUAAAUUAUUUGUUAUUAUAUGCUCAUUUGUAAUCUAGUUGUCAAUAAACGUCCCAGAGAAGAUAUGGGAUCCCAGGAAGGAAAGUUUGUCUUCUUUUCCAUUGUUGGGAGAGGUGUGUGGCAUUUUCCCCAACCACAUUCACUUGGAAGCCAAUCUGGGUGGCAGUGAGGGCCUGGUGGAGAAGAAGUGACAUGAAUUCACAUAUCUGCUUAUCAGUGUGCAAUACUGUGUACCUCACAGAUGCUUUGGCAUGGCCAAGGUGAUAUAAACUAAAUCAGAACUAUAUUUUUUGCAGGUGCUUUUGUUUUUACAGCCCAUAACUCAUUACAGUAGAAUGCAGUGAUGUUUGCCAUUUGCUGGACAACAAACACUUGGCACGCUCCUUUUGGCUAGAGACCGUCAGAGAAGAAUACUUUUUAAAUGAUUACGUUUACAUUCUUCUCUUUCCUAUGAAAGACAGGGCAAGAACAUAAAUGUCCACGUGGCUCUCAUGUGCUUUUAAAUUAUACAAUGAUAUCCAAUAUUAAAAGAUUAUGGGAACUGAGGUUUACAGACAUUUGUGUGAUGACAUUUUAGAAUGUCAAUAAAUUCGUUUUUUAAAAUGUUAAGAGGAACAAGAAGGUGGAAGGCAGUGUUAUUUAUUUCUUUCUAUUCUUGGAACCAUGAAUGAGUUAGGCACAGAUACAUUCCUUGUAGCAUUAAGAUCUAUGAUGUAGUGAGUUAGUGAGACUAGACAUAGUACCAAGUUUAGUUCAUGCAUUGGUCUUAGAGGGUGAUGGAACAGAAGUGCUAUCUUUGUGUUGCAGCCUCAGCCAACAACAAUGUGUUGUAAAAAUGUCUUUCAUGUAAAAAGUGCAGUAAAUAUUUACUAUUUAUAAUGAAUAAACAGUUAUGAAAACUUGCUAAA
Molecule: messenger RNA, 3345 nt
Organism: Oryctolagus cuniculus (rabbit)
Lineage: Eukaryota; Metazoa; Chordata; Mammalia; Lagomorpha; Leporidae
Gene: PAX3
Product: paired box 3
Biological process (GO): anatomical structure development; regulation of transcription by RNA polymerase II
Molecular function (GO): DNA-binding transcription factor activity, RNA polymerase II-specific; RNA polymerase II cis-regulatory region sequence-specific DNA binding
Source: RefSeq, a predicted model, not a curated record